This is a messenger RNA of Penicillium canariense, 1134 nucleotides long. Its product is annotated as dimethyladenosine transferase. Gene Ontology annotation, biological process: rRNA methylation. The transcript has 5 exons. Gene Ontology annotation, cellular component: mitochondrial matrix. Gene Ontology annotation, molecular function: rRNA (adenine-N6,N6-)-dimethyltransferase activity. Lineage: Eukaryota; Fungi; Ascomycota; Eurotiomycetes; Eurotiales; Aspergillaceae. Bases 1 to 1134 code for a protein of 377 amino acids. The record is from RefSeq and is a predicted model, not a curated record.
AUGCCCAAAGCUCAGAAGCAGAAGCGCAACAGCGCGCACGCGGACGCCGCCGCAAAGACCAAGGCCGCCCACAGUAUCUUCAAGAUGAACACAGAUAUCGGCCAGCACGUCUUGAAGAACCCCGGUAUUGCUGAGCAAAUUGUUCACAAGGCCGAUCUUAAGCAGAGUGAUAUUGUCCUCGAAAUUGGUCCUGGUACUGGUAACUUGACAGCAAAGAUCCUGGAGAAGGCCAAAAAGGUCAUCGCGGUGGAGUUGGAUCCUCGAAUGGCCGCUGAAGUCACCAAGCGUUUCCAGGGUACCCCAGCACAGAAGCGCCUGGAGGUAAUCCUCGGCGAUGUGAUGAAGACGGAGCUGCCGUAUUUCGAUGUCUGCAUCAGUAACACUCCCUACCAGAUCUCUUCCCCUCUCACAUUCAAGCUACUUGCCACAACACCCGCGCCUCGUACUUGCGUUCUUAUGUUCCAGCGUGAGUUCGCCCUGCGUCUAUUCGCGAAGCCUGGCGACAAGCUCUAUAGUCGACUGUCUGUCAAUGCCCAAAUGUGGGCCAAGAUCGAUCACAUCAUGAAGGUUGGCAAGAACAACUUCAAGCCCCCACCAUUGGUCGAGUCCAGCGUCAUCCGCAUGGUGCCUAAGGUCCCGAGGCCACAGAUCAACUAUGAGGAAUGGGACGGACUGCUGCGCAUUGCGUUCGUGCGGAAGAACAAGACACUGCGGGCCAGUUUCAUCGGCACACCUACCAUCAUGAACAUGCUCGAGCAGAACUACCGCACUUGGUGCGCCCAGAACGAUAUCCCCGUGGAAGAUGGCCCGGUCGAAGACGCCGACGGCGAUGCGAUGGAUAUGGGCCAGGAACAGCAAGACGAGGAGGAGCCUGUUGAUGAGGUCAUGGAUAUGGACGACGACGACGUCCCCGAUUUCUUCAAAGAAGAGGCCAACGCGCGUAUCCAACAAGCACUCAAGAGCCAUCCCCAGCGCAAGAAGCGAGGAAAGGUUUCAGAGUUGGUCCGCGAGAAGGUGCGCCAGGUCCUGGAGGAUGAGACCGGCCUGGCCGACAAGCGCGCACGAAUGUGUGACGAGAAUGAGUUCUUGAAGAUGCUGUGGGCUUUCAACCAGAAAGGGAUCCACUUCAAUUGA